UUCGCAGGACACCCGGAGAGCCUCGCGAUCAUCCUGAAUCGACUUUCGACCCCCGGAACGUACGCACGCACGCGACCACCCUCGUGACGAGAUUUCAUUCAACAUGUUGUGGUGAUGAAGAACGAUCAACAUCAACGAUGACGAUGUUUGAUUUGAAACCGGGGAGGACGUGGUGGGUGUCUAAGAAAAAAUAAUAAACAACUGAAACAAUCACGAUGGCCCAAGAAGGUGGUUUAGAGUCGCGGUUUAACGGGACCGAAAACUCAUCGGAUUACGGCGAUGAUCGAUCAUCGUUGAUCGACGGUGCCAGUGGGUCGUUCAUGCUCUUCAGCGACGACAUCGAUCAGUACUUCAGCAAAAUCAACCUGACGAACGUUACGGACUUUUCGACGGUGUUCGUACAGCAACAGUUGAGCAAUUGCACGUUUUAUGCGAAUAACGUGACGAACUUGACGUCCUCGUGCGUGACGUCAACGACGACGAGCGGGACAAGUGAGAGCGAUCGUAACUAUUGGGCUCUGGUCCUGCUGAUCGUCCCGAUCUUGACCCUCUUCGGGAACGUGUUGGUGAUCUUGAGUGUCUACAGAGAACGGACUCUACAGACCGCCACCAACUAUUUUAUCGUUAGUCUCGCUUUGGCCGAUCUGCUUGUCGCCGUCGUGGUCAUGCCGUUUGCGGUUUAUGUUUUGGUGAAUGGUACUUGGGCCCUUCCUGGAUUCGUUUGUGACUUCUACAUCGCCAUGGACGUUACUUGCUCAACCUCCUCCAUAUUUAAUUUAGUGGCUAUUUCAAUAGAUAGAUACAUCGCAGUGACGCAGCCAAUCAAAUACGCGAAGCACAAAAAUAACCGUCGAAUUUGGCUGACGAUCGUUUUGGUGUGGGUGAUCUCGGCCGCCAUCGGAUCACCGAUCGUCCUCGGAUUGAACAACACUCCGGACCGGAUAUCCGACGCCUGUCUCUUUUUCAACACCGACUUCAUCCUCUUUUCCAGUUUGUCCUCUUUUUAUAUUCCGUGCAUCAUCAUGGUCUUCCUGUAUUAUAGCAUUUUUAAGGCUUUGAAGAACCGUGCGAUGCAACAGCGUGCGGUAAGAAAACCGCUCGCGAGCGAAAUUAAAGCCGGAUCUGUGAUAGAGAAUUUGGCGAGCACGAAGCGAUUGGCGGAAACGCACCUCGGCCCCGCCCCUAUCGAGGAACAGGCGACGAACACGGGGUCGGGCUCGGGGGAUGAAGAUGACGAAAUCGUUGACGCGGCCGACUGUCAAGUCAUUUCCAAUGACAAGAGCACCGAGUUCAUUUUGGCCACCGUAGUCGAGGAAGCUGCGGCCAUACACCACCAACACGAUACAACUCAACAAUACCAACAAAUAAUUUCCUCUGUUGUUGCCAGUUUGGCUACUCCGAAUAAUUUGGGAGACCCCAAUGGGAACAACGAUUCCGGGUACGCAAACAGCCAAGCGGACAGUUUUGCCCCAGAUAGUCCUCGCAACUUUUCUUCCAUUACUAGACACGUACAACAAACCAAGAAAAACGGGAUUUCUUUGGAUACAGAAAUGAGAACGGUGGCGACGAUCAAUUCGAGAAGUGAGAGCGUAAGGUCGAUCGGUUCGAAAAAAGAGAAAAAAGCAACAGCCGCGGCCCGAUUUACAAUUUACAAAGUAAACAAGGCGAGCAGGAAAAAACGAGAAAAAUCGUCGGCGAAAAAGGAGAGAAAAGCGACGAAAACGUUAGCGAUUGUCUUAGGUGUAUUCCUGAUCUGUUGGGUGCCAUUUUUCACCUGUAACAUCCUGGACGCGAUGUGCAGCAAACUGAAUUUCCCUUGUAAUCCGGGCGUGUCCGCUUUCCUUUUGACCACGUGGCUCGGCUACAUGAACAGUUUCGUCAAUCCAGUCAUUUACACGAUUUUCAAUCCGGAAUUCAGGAAGGCCUUCAAGAAACUGAUGUUUAUGACCCCAUAACCAUCAUAUUUCGUCAUCAACUUCCAAGGGUCGGUCACCUAAUUUAAUUAAUUUAUUAUCAAGGGACGAAUGCAGUGGCCAAAUUAGUUUUUUAAGAGUCUGUAUAGAAAAAUGUAUUAUUAUAUAAUGCUUUGCAACAGAAUCAGGAUGUUAUACCGAAUUUAUUAUGUAAUCUUAACUAACGUACAUAUCAGUGGACAUUUGCCCUACUUGGUUUUCUUCCUACUCGCGCCUAUAAUUUACCGCAUUUAAAAGUAUGUGCAGGGUGAGGUUUAAUUAAUCACCCUGUAUAAUUAACUAAAUCAAAACUAUGAUGCUGUUAAAGUACAAUAUCAAAUUUUAAUGUACCUAAUGUAUAAUAAUUUGUAAGAAAUUGUACAUAUACAUAUCAGUGUAUUAGUAGUAAAACGCGUUUUACAGGGUAAAUUAAUUUUCCAAAUGUAAAAAAAAAAAAAUAAAAUUUUGGGUAUGUUGCAUUUAGCUGCUAACAGGAAAACUUUCGUUCUAUGGAAGAAGGCUCUCUCGAGGUUUUCGUUUAAGAAAAUUCGGUUUUUAUUAAGUAAUUUAAAUAUAUAGGUUCUGGAAUUCUUAAGGGCAUAGAAUAGAUGUAUACAAGGUGUCCCAAAAUCAUAAACUUUCCAAAUAUAUACCACAGCUAUCCAAGAAUUCUAAAUAUUUUUUUUCUGAACAUAAUAAAU
This is a messenger RNA of Anthonomus grandis grandis, 2653 nucleotides long. RefSeq names its product dopamine D2-like receptor (gene Dop2R). The record is from RefSeq and is a predicted model, not a curated record. The transcript is spliced from 8 exons. The coding region runs from base 216 to 1955 and encodes 579 amino acids. Gene Ontology annotation, molecular function: dopamine neurotransmitter receptor activity, coupled via Gi/Go; G protein-coupled receptor activity. Gene Ontology annotation, cellular component: membrane. Gene Ontology annotation, biological process: adenylate cyclase-activating adrenergic receptor signaling pathway. NCBI's taxonomy places the organism in Eukaryota, Metazoa, Arthropoda, Insecta, Coleoptera, Curculionidae.